This is a messenger RNA of Actinia tenebrosa (Australian red waratah sea anemone), 651 nucleotides long. RefSeq names its product gamma-aminobutyric acid type B receptor subunit 2. Gene Ontology annotation, cellular component: G protein-coupled receptor heterodimeric complex; membrane. Gene Ontology annotation, molecular function: G protein-coupled GABA receptor activity. The record is from RefSeq and is a predicted model, not a curated record. Gene Ontology annotation, biological process: G protein-coupled receptor signaling pathway; gamma-aminobutyric acid signaling pathway. Lineage: Eukaryota; Metazoa; Cnidaria; Anthozoa; Actiniaria; Actiniidae.
AAACGAGUAGUCUCUCGAGUCUAUCGAGACCUUUUAAGAUAAUUGUCAGUAGAAAUUAUUUAAAGAUAUUUCAUCGAUUCGAUGGAUAGAAUGGUUCUAGUACUUCUGUUUUGGGUCCCACUAGCGUUUAGUUCAAACCUUUGUAACAACUGCACGAAGAAAGAGCUUUGGGUGGGAGCAUUUUCUACGGUCGAUACCUCUGGAGGCGGAUGGAACUCUGCUGGCGCUAUACCAGCUAUUGAAAUGGCUGUUGAAGAUGUAAACAAUAAUUCAAGUAUCCUUACGAACUAUAGUUUAAGGAUGAGUUGGAGAGAUACAAAGUGCAACCGAGGAUAUGGUGUUCGACAGCUGGUUGAUUUCAUCCAGCUACCACGUGAUAAAGCACCGAUAAUGCUGAUUGGUGGAGGCUGUUCAGUAGGAACAGAGGCAACAGCUGAAGCAUCUCAUUACUGGAACCUAGUACAGAUUGCAUACAGUGCCAACUCUAUGGCUCUAUCUGAUAGCAAAAUGUACCCUCUUCUAUACCGUACCUGCUACUCGGAAAGCAUCGGGAAUCCUGCCCGCAUUGCUCUCUUGAAAAAAUAUGAAUGGACAAAAGUGGCAACGAUGGUGCAAAACGAAGGACUCUUCACUCUGGUAAACUAUUACUGA